AUGCUAAAGCUUCUUUAUACUAACACGAAAGCACAAGUGCGAAUUGACGGUGAUUUUUCGGAAACAUUCGAUAUUGAAACCGGUGUCCAACAAGGUGGAAUUCCAUCUCCCGUCCUGUUCAAUCUCUUGUUUGACUUUAUCACGCGUAAGAUAUUGGCUGAAGUAGGUGUAUCUGGGGUGAAACUGGCAUAUGGAAAUGGUGAUUUUUAUCAUUCUACGCGCGAGGCACAUGAAGAUAUUGAAAUACUCGAUUUGAUAUACGCGGAUGACGUGGUGGCAAUGUGCACAACAGCGGCUGAUCUCGAAAAGUUUAUUCGAACAUUCGAGAAAGUAACUCAAGAAUGUGGAUUGAAAAUGAGUGUCAAAAAGACGUGCAUAAUGUCUUUGAAGCAGCUUAAAGAAGACGCGUCCAGAAAAGUAAUCAAAGAUCAGGAAGUGGACAAUGUAAAAAUUGAUAUUACGAUCAGGAAUCAAACCGUUGAUAUAGUCGAGUACUUUGCAUAUCUGG
Molecule: messenger RNA, 508 nt
Organism: Didymodactylos carnosus
Lineage: Eukaryota; Metazoa; Rotifera; Eurotatoria; Philodinida; Philodinidae
Source: the annotation of a GenBank genome assembly